AUGCAAGGGGAGAGGUACACGGACUUGUCAAUUACUCUGUCUACCUUCUGCAUGAAAUACGCUGGGUUGUGGACAGCCAAGAAUUACGCGGAAGAACGUCGAAGAAAACUGGGGAUAACGUACUCGAUUUACAUACUCUGCUUCGCGAUGUUCUUUGAGAUCAGAGACUUGUACUUCUCCUGGGGCGAUCUUAGUGCAGCUCUCUAUGUGGCUUGCAACCUUUCAAUAGUUGCUCUCACUUCGUUCAAAGUGUUCAUCCUAGUGUUAUACAGAUCAGAGUUGGCUGAUUUAAUUUUGUAUAUGCAAGAACACUUUUGGCAUUGUGAGUACGACGAGCGGGAGAAAGCUAUUCUGGCAAGCUGCAGGAAAACUUGCAUAUUUUUCACCAUUUCCGUUACUUUUAUCGGUGAAUGCGCUGUUUUCUCUUAUCUUGUGACUCCGAUCGUUGUAAAUCUGGGAGGGAAUGGAACGGUCAGACUGCAUCCAUUUAACAUGUGGUUAGAUGCAGUGUUAAUAACACCUUACUUCGAGAUUGCGUUUUUUGGUCAGAUAUUAAUUUUAUUUCACAUUGGGUCGUGCUAUUUUUGCUUCGACAACAUGUUCUCUAUCUUCUGCCUGCACCUAGCUACGCAGUUUCGCAUACUCCAAUACAGAUUCGAGACAAUGUGCGAAAUAAGCGAAGAGACUGUUCACGCAUACUUGAAAUUCUCUCCUACAAAUUAUGCUGUCGAUGUUUACCAGAAAUUUAAGGUUUACGUACAACAGCAUCAAGCACUUAUUGAUUACAGCACGUUGCUUGAGAGAGUGUUCACGUUAAUUACAUUUGGACAAGUAAUGUUCUUCAGCGUGCUGAUUUGUCUGUUUGGAUACCAAAUAGUAAUGGCGGAUUCUACCCCUGAACGGCGUACGAUUUUCAUAUGUCUAACUGUGGGCAGCACAUCUUUACUGUUCAUGUUCACUUAUAGCUGCCAUGGUUUAAUGGAGCAAAGUGACUUGCUCGCCGAUGCAAUGUAUUCGACAAUGUGGACGCGGAUUCCGAUGAAUAAAUACGGAAAGAUGCUUCGGAAUGAUCUGAUGAUGGUGAUAUUAAGAGCUAGACGUACUUGUUGCAUUACUGCGAACGGAUUCUUUCCUGUCUCCCUAGAAACCUUCACCACGAUUCUGAGCACUGCGGCUUCCUAUUUCACGUUACUGAGAAAUAGCGUAGAACAGCAAUAG
Megachile rotundata (alfalfa leafcutting bee) is the source of this 1218-nucleotide messenger RNA. RefSeq names its product odorant receptor 13a-like. The record is from RefSeq and is a predicted model, not a curated record. Gene Ontology annotation, biological process: sensory perception of smell; detection of chemical stimulus involved in sensory perception of smell. Gene Ontology annotation, molecular function: olfactory receptor activity; odorant binding. NCBI's taxonomy places the organism in Eukaryota, Metazoa, Arthropoda, Insecta, Hymenoptera, Megachilidae. Gene Ontology annotation, cellular component: plasma membrane.